This is a messenger RNA of Apis dorsata (giant honeybee), 3497 nucleotides long. RefSeq names its product carboxyl-terminal PDZ ligand of neuronal nitric oxide synthase protein-like. The transcript is spliced from 12 exons. Gene Ontology annotation, molecular function: nitric-oxide synthase binding. The record is from RefSeq and is a predicted model, not a curated record. Bases 953 to 2839 code for a protein of 628 amino acids. Lineage: Eukaryota; Metazoa; Arthropoda; Insecta; Hymenoptera; Apidae.
CCGGUUGCGUCGACAGUGGGGGAGAUUUGCACGAUCCUCAGAGGGCUGAUCGUAUCACGAUUUCACACGGCGGGUAUAGUACAUAUUCAAAGCGCGCGCUUGUUUUUUAUGAUCGGACAAUCAGAACAGCGAAAAAUGCAAUGCAUCAAGAAAUAUUGUAAGUGUUGUGCAAAAUUAUAAAACGAAAAUCACCAAAUAGAACAAAGAAUUGAAAAACAUGGUGAGAUAAACGUGAUCUAUAAAGUGUAUCGUGUAUAUUCAAUGUUAUUAAGAAACGGUGCAGAUAUAGUGGUGCAAUUCGAAUGAUUAUAUCCGCAUCCCUUCCUUAUUAUUUUGCACAUUCCAUUGGUGAAGUUGUACGUUGUCGUUUCCUUUCUCUGAAUAGUUCGAAUUAGCACGCGGUCAUCUCGGUUCGCGUACCAAAGAAACUUACGAGUUCUUGCGUUCACCGUGAAAAGAACAACGAUCAAGAAGAAAAAGAAAAGAAAAGGACGAAAGAAGAAAGAAGAAGAGAGUAAAGCCAAUGGAGCUGGUAGUACAUACAUGCAUGAUGAUCAAAUGAUCGCAUUAUGUCGAAUAAAAUCGCGAUAUAAAGGUAUUCCUGUAGAAUAUCUUGUGAGUUACAUUAACCGAAUCAUUCUGUCAUCUGUUUCAAAGAAGAGAGAGGUCGGUGGUUCUGUGUAUUAGUGUACAAUCGCGCCAUGGGGCAUCAGUGUUGGUUCUUCACAAACGACGGGACCUGAAUGUGUGCAUAUUUCUCCUGGCUGACUGGCCUGCCUUCCACCGUUAAGCUGCAUUCACAAAGGAAGCCGAUUUUUGGGCAAGGACCGUAUCUCGGUCGUUCUUGCCAAAAGUACGAAUCGAACCGGUUAAUGAGGACUAUCUGGCUUCGAUCGUCCAAUCAGCUAGCAGCUAGACUGGACGAGCAUAAUCGGAUGAAGUUGGGCCAAGCAUGCCCUCUAAGAAGCAAUAUAAUCUCGUACAUAAUGACGAGUACGACACGAGGAUACCACUGCACAGUGAAGAGGCAUUCCACCGUGGAAUUGUCUUCCAUGCCAAGUUCAUCGGCUCUAUGGAGGUUCCUCGACCGACCAGCCGAGUGGAGAUCGUGGCGGCGAUGCGAAGAAUCCGCUACGAGUUCAAGGCCAAAGGGAUCAAAAAGAAGAAAGUGACGCUGGAGGUAUCCGUGGACGGGUUGAAAGUCACUCUUCGAAAGAAGAAGAAGAAGCAACAGCAGUGGAUGGACGAGAAUAAGAUAUACCUGAUGCACCAUCCCAUAUAUAGGAUAUUCUAUGUCUCUCAUGAUAGCCACGACUUGAAAAUUUUUAGUUAUAUUGCUCGGGACGGUAGCAGUAAUACAUUUAAAUGCAAUGUCUUCAAAUCUAGCAAAAAGAGUCAAGCGAUGAGGGUGGUCAGAACAGUAGGACAAGCUUUCGAGGUGUGCCAUAAAUUAAGUUUAAACAACGCCACGGAGGAGCGGGAUCGGGGAGAGAAGGAAAGGGAGAGGGAGCAUGGUGAGAAUCACCGUGACAUUUACGAAGAUCAAGAUGAAAUACCCAAUGUACAAUCACAACCAUCGCCGUCUUCUGUUCAUAAAGAUAUAUCACUCUUAGGGGAUACAGAAGAUUCGGCACCAGAACAGACAACUGUUCCAUGUCUUCUGCGGUCGCAUGAAGUUCCAGCAACUACAGCGUCUACCUCGCCGAUUAGACAAUCGCCAUCGGGCACGGUGACCUCCGAUUGCGGAGGAUUAUUGGUUGGUGGCGAAUUAACUGCUCUGAAACACGAGAUUCAACUGUUACGAGAACGAUUAGAGCAACAAAGCCAACAAACCAGAGCCGCUGUUGCCCAUGCGCGACUUCUUCAGGAUCAGCUUGCUGCUGAAACUGCAGCUCGCGUCGAAGCUCAAGCCAGAACGCACCAAUUAUUGAUGCAAAAUAAAGAGCUUCUAGAGCAUAUAAGUGCGUUGGUUGGCCAUCUUCGAGAACAAGAACGAAUCUCGAGCGGCCACGUAACCUCACAAUCUCAGUUACCAGGCACGGCGACAAUACAACAGACUACUACUGUUCCUGAUCUGUCGAAUAUCGGCCAGUACCAACGAACAGGAGGACAAAAUUCACCAUGGGAAUUGGAUCCACCAUCCCCAUAUUGCUCUUAUCCAACAGAUUCUUUGUCUUACCCUGGAAACCUGAGUACAAUUGGAAUACAAGGGAACAGCAAUACAGAUCAAUUACAGUUUCAAGCCCAACUUUUAGAAAGAUUACACAACAUAAGUCCAUAUCAACCUCAAAGAUCACCUUAUAAUACACCAUCUCCUUACACGAUGGGUCCUAGUCUUCUUGUCCCACCUAAUAAUAUACCAACUAAUUCAGCCCAAUUGUCUCCAAACUCCAUGUCAUUAAGAGUUUCUCAAUCAAACAGUUUUUCAUCAUCGCCCAUAAUGACGCACAAGUUAGAUAAUUAUAUAGGAAACACAGAAAAUACGGAAUUUAAGUCAACAUUUAUAAAACCUAUACCCUGUACAAGUGAAAGGAAUGUCAAUCAUGAGACAGUGGGUAAACAGGAUCGAAAUAACUUACAUGAAGAAGUACCACCAAUUGUGCUAGAUCCUCCACCUCAGGGUAAACGUUUAGAAACAACACCUAAACACAUGCCAACUAAAGAAAAUUUGAACGAUCAAAUAUCAAAUAAGAAUGUACAAAAACAGAAAAACUUAGCAACCAUUCUGAGAACAACUGGUCCACCACCGUCUCGUACAACUAGUGCUCGUUUACCUUCAAGAAAUGAUCUUAUGUCCGAAGUUCAGAGAACUACCUGGGCAAGACAUACGACCAAAUGAUGAAGAAUUUUUUUCAAAAUAGUUUUUGUUACUGUUCACUAAAUAUAUUUUUUUUGAAUAGAAUAUUCUUUCUAAUGGAAAAAAAAAUAUAUUUUCUUUAAUUUUUUUGAAGUAAAAAUUAAUUUGGAUGUAUAAAAUUUGGAACUGAUUGAUUGAAAAUUGUAUAAUAGAUCACUUGCACAUUUUGUACCGUUUUUAUUAUACUCUUCUUAAAUUAUUAAAAUUAUUUCUAAUUUUAAAUAUAACAAAAAUGUUAUAUUCAUAUAUAAAAGUUCUACUCUUUCUUGUAAAUGAAAUAGAAAAUUUAGUUCUUGAUGUAAUAAAGAAAUCCAAAAGAUUAUUCACAAUUUUGAAUUGAUAAAGAAAAUACAUUAAUAAAUUGAAUAUUAAAAUUAAAUAAAAGAUUAAAAAAGAAAAAUAUAAAUUUAGUUUUAUCUUUUAUAUUAAGCUUUUAUAUAAAACUGACCAAAAGCGUAGAACUUAUAAAGAGAAAGAAUUUAUUUGCAAUAAGAAACAAAUAAAUUGAACAUACGAUAAAUGAAUACAUAAAAUAUUGUACAUACAUUUCAAUUCCAAUCAUUUUAUACUGUACUAUAAAAAGUAAAAUUAUUUAGAUUUGGACUGUGUUUAAAAUUUGUUAAAUUAUAUUUAACAAAUU